GGACCCUCAUAAUCUUCAUCCUCAUCAUUUAUUUUUAUUUCAUUACUCUUUUCAAUUUCUUAUUCCAAUCUCUUCAUUCAACCAUUUCUCAAUGAAUUUCUUCAAAACCGUUUUCUCCGACGACCCGGACCCAUCAGGAUCCGAAACAAAUACCGCUUCCUCCAGCGACUCGCUAAACGUGCCGUUCAAUCCCACCGCCGCGUGGAAGAACAUCGGCAACCUAAUCAAAACCGUCGGCGAAAAAUCCGAAUCCGUCAUCGAAAUAUACCGUCGUGAUCUUCAUGAAUUCGGCACAGGUUUGCAGAAGGAGAUAGAAGUCGCACACGACUCUCUCGAAACCGUUGGACACGUCAUCGACCAAUUCGGAAACACCGUGAUUAAAGGAACGGCUCAGAUCAUAUCUCAAAGCAAAGACGCAAUCCUUGAAUCAGAAUCUGAGUCGAAGAAGAAGAAGAGGGUUAAAAAACAGAGUAGUUUGAAUUCGAAGCUGUAUAGUAGAUUUGAUGCUCAAAUUCAUGCAAUUCAAGGUGAUUCUGAUACUUAUACAGAAGAACCUUUUGAUUUGGAGCGGUAUAAUAAGUGGAAAUUGGAGUUUUCGUUGGAAGGGAAAAAGGAUGAAAUGGAAAAGUUGUUAAGAGAGAAUGUUGAAAUGGAGAGUGUUUAUAGAAGGUUGGUUCCUAAUGUUGUUGAUAGGGAAACUUUUUGGUUGAGGUAUUAUUAUAAGGUUUAUAAGGUUAAGAAAGCUGAGGAUGUUAGGGCGAAGCUCGUGAAACGAAUGUCGAGGGAAGAGGAUGAGGAGUUGAGCUGGGAUGUUGAAGAUGAGGAGUAUGAAGAUGAUGACUUUGAUGAUAAGAGAUUGAAUAAUGUGGAAGAAGUGGAUGAUUUUCAAGGGGAAGAGUCUAAGGUUGAAAAAAGAGAUAGUUUAUUGCAAAACAAGAUGAUGGAGGAAUCAAAAGUUGAUGAGAAUUUGGAGGUUGUUCAAGAGAAGGGUGAUCGAAGCCAAGUGGAUAAAGUGAAGGAUUCUGCGGCUGUUGCUGAUAAGAAAGUGACAAUGGAGAAGAAUGCUGGGGAUGGAAAGACUUCACAGGUGGUAAGUGAAAACUCCAAGCAGGAGGGGGAGAAAGAGCUUGAGUGGGAUGAGAUUGAGGAUCUUGGUAGCAAUGAGGAAAAGAAGGCAAUGGGAUUGGGCAGUGGUAGCCCAAGCAAAAUUGAUUUGCGAAAGCGUUUGAGUUCCGCGGCAGAGGAAGAAGAUUUGAGUUGGGAUAUUGAAGAUGAUGAUGAGCCUGCCAAGGCUUGAGAUUGAUUAUAUAUACAUAAAUGUCUUCAAAAUUACAAUGAUCUGCUAGGUAUUUCUACUUCCAAUUUAUGUUUCUUUAACUUGAAGACUUAUGAAUCAUAUCCUUUAUGGGUGGCCAAUUACAUGUAUUUAAUCAUAUGAGAAUCAGAGAUUGUGAUUUAGCUA
This is a messenger RNA of Medicago truncatula (barrel medic), 1462 nucleotides long. Its product is annotated as protein DOS2. The record is from RefSeq and is a predicted model, not a curated record. The coding region runs from base 92 to 1297 and encodes 401 amino acids. Gene Ontology annotation, cellular component: cytoplasm. The transcript is spliced from 2 exons. Lineage: Eukaryota; Viridiplantae; Streptophyta; Magnoliopsida; Fabales; Fabaceae.